Messenger RNA from Salvelinus namaycush (lake trout), 1153 nucleotides. RefSeq lists its product as uncharacterized. Lineage: Eukaryota; Metazoa; Chordata; Actinopteri; Salmoniformes; Salmonidae. Bases 36 to 443 code for a protein of 135 amino acids. The record is from RefSeq and is a predicted model, not a curated record. The transcript is spliced from 3 exons.
AGCAUGUGUAUAAGGAACAAAACACCAGGGUGGAGAUGCACAGGACAGCACAUUUCAAGGUUCCUGACCACCAGCAGGUGAAAACCAUACACGUCCCCAAGUCCAUGAUGACUGCACCAUUUCUACAGCAUCCAACCCUCACAACUGGACAGAAACGAUAUCUCUACAGUAUUGCAAAUGUUUACAGCACCGAGCACAUGAGACGACUGAUGAAGCAACACUAUCUCAAUGUGCUGCACCGGUGUAUAAAAUCAGGUCAUAGCUCUUUGGAUGGAACCAAACAUACUACUGGAGGCCCACUGCUUAAAGAUCGGCUCACGUUCAAGAUGGACAAUGAGAGAGAUUCUGGAUCUAGGAUCAAGCCAUAUGGACAGAGGAAGGGCACCACAGUGCACUCUAUAGUUAUCCUCCCAAAGAUUACCAACAGUCCCAGUGCAGAGUGAGAAGAUUGUAUUUGAAAUAAUUAUAAUGAAGUCAGUCACACAUUAUAUUAUUCUGACAAUGUAUUGAAGUAUAGUAUAAUUUUUAUCAUUUCAAAACACAUUCUCCUUGUUGGUAACACAUUUAUUUGAGUCUCCCAUUAAACUGCUUAUAAGAAUUUUUAAAUAGUUUAUAAACCAUUAUUACAUACUGUACAUUUAUUGUCUGUUGAUUAUUUAUAUAUGAUUACAGGUCAUUUUAAUAAUAAAUGGUUUAAAACUUAAAGGUAGAGUCAGCAAUAUGAAGUGGAUGCACAAAUUAAACAGCAUAGCGUGCCAAUUUCUGCAACAAGGGCGUUGGAUCGCGAGUCUAAACUUCACUGUUUUGGUCCCGUGGCUACCACCUUGUAAGAGCAUGAAGGGAACCUUUGCACAUGCGCAGAUACUGUGUGUGACUGUGAGAGCAGUCUUUCAUUUUGCUCGUCAAUAUCUGCAGGUGCUGCUCAUGCAAUGUCAUUUUGCUGACUCUACCUCUUAAUUUGCAGUUGAUAAUGUGCUGAGUAUUUGAAAAAAGUAAAAUAUAAUCCCACCAAAAAGCAGGGGCAAAACAAUAUACAGAAACAUCUGAAGAGAAAUAAGUGACAGCUGGGAAGGUUUCUGCAAUAGGCCUGUGAGAUUAUUAUGUAACAAUGUGUUUGUAGUACAGUGUGACUGCUUGACAAUAAAUUAUAUUG